AUGACUGAAGCCAGUGUCUCCAACAUUGCGACCCAGACACCUCAAGAACAACUGAUGGGGAAAUUUUCUAUACACGAUCCUGUUUACGAACCCUCAAAUAACAACCCUGAUGCCCUCUCAAGUAAUGGUGGCCCCUCAACGUCUGGUGAUGACCAGAUGGAUGUGGCCGUCGAGACGGCAGUCGACUUCACCCAACUGGUGGGCUUUGAGACCGACUUCUUCUCCCAUGAAACAGGCAUGAUAAAUGAUUACCUUAUGGGUGUAUUUUCUCCGCUAGACUACCGGACACCAAUGAUCGACAAUGUAUCCGAUGGGUACGGUGGAAUGGACAGGGGGCCGGUCGCGACAGUUCCAAGUGUUCUGGGCGCUGAUUAUCGCGAACCAUCAGCCCCAGUACAAAUCGCCAUUGCAAGAGAGGAAACCCAGGACUCUGUGGUUGAGUCGCUCGUCUUCGAUCGUGAAACUCCAGUGGAUCAGAGGAGUCGGGGCGGAGGCGAAGUUGGCGGAUCAUUGGAUGCUAUUGACGACGUUAUAGGGUCUAAUCCGUGGGCAGUGUCGACGGCUGCUUUCAGUAAACUAACUGCCGAGGUUGCAAAGCAUGAGCAUCUAUUACCGGAGUCCUUCACCCUCCCAUGCCGACAGACCUUAUCGCGAUAUGUCGCCAGCUACAUUCGUGGGUUCCAUCCCCAUCUCCCUUUCAUACAUAUUCCAACAUCUUGCGUGGAGACUAUGGCGCCUGUCUUACUGCUUUCGCUCGCCGCUACUGGGUCGUUCUAUGGUUUUGAGCAUACGCACGGGUAUGCCAUGAUCCUUCUGGCCAAGUCAAUCAUCGCCGAGAAACUUGAGCAACGUCGCCGAGAGUCUACUUCCCGCCUGGUUCGAAGUUUUCCACGCUAUGCCGAGCUGCCUAAUAGUUCCUCUGGAGAGCACGACGCAUCCGCACGACCAAGGGUGACGCCACAACCCGUACCUACUCCCGUCUUCGAUCUCGAGUUGGUACAAGCUCUGGUGAUCCUCCAGAUGACCAUGUCUUGGCUUGAUGGACCAUUUGCCGAGGAUGCGCUGGCCAUGAGUAGCCAACUUGCGGCGGUUACUCGCGAGGGCUUGAGCCAUCCACCCGUGGAAGAUGGACACAAGACUUGGAAGGACUGGUCCCUUGAAGAAGCAAAGCGACGUACGCUAUUAUCUGCUUACUUCGUGCUCAAUAUCCAGACCAUCUGCUUCAACGUACCACCCCAAAUCACCACCUCCGAGGCCAACCUCAUGCUUCCGUGUUCUGAAGCAGAGUUCAAAGCACCUAGUCCGGCUGCCUGGCACCGCCUCCACCGCAAACAUAAUGUCCAUGAUAUGGACUUUCGAAGCUGUCUCAAACAGUUGCUGUCUGGAAAGUCACUUGCCAAGGAAGUCUCGGCAGCUGAAUUCGGGAACUACAUGCUCGUCCAGGCCCUGUUGGUGCAGAUUUACUUUGAAAGACAAGCUGCCUCAGUUCUCUUGAGCUCUUCGUCAAGCCUUUCGCCUUCUACAAUCCAGCUUUACGACGGUGCUCUUGCUGCGUGGUCAACAUGCUGGGAUUCUGCCAUUGAGUCUGCGUUGGAUCCCUCAUCCGUCCACGGACCAUUGGCUUUCAACUCAACCGCCAUCCUCCGGUUGGCCCAUGUGCAUCUCGGAGCUGACUUGUUCAGUCAGUGCGCUCUCAACUCGCGGGAUCCCCGAGUGGUUGCCCAGGCCUUUGAACCGCAUCGAAACCCCAUUUUACUUGGCUCCGCACACCUGGACAAAGCUGUUCUCCAUGCCAUAUACGCAUUGAGAAUUCCCGUGAGGGUUGGGAUAGCGUUUGUGGCCCGAGGCCGAACGGGUCAUUGGAGUGUCCAGCAUGCUAUUAGUAACUUUGCGUGUGCGCUGCUUCUUACGCACUGGCUUGAAAAUAUCUUCAACCUAGUCUCUUCAAGAGGACUAGACGGUCUGAGGCAUGAGGAGAGGCGUCUACUCUCCAUGAUUGAACGCCUUAUCGAAGAGACGCAUCUACAUGAUGGCCUAGGGCCAAAGGACUGCUACCCAAACCGGAUACGACGGCUGGCCAUCGCCGCGGUGAAGCUUUGGGCUGAAACCUGUCAGGGUAUUCAGGUAUAUGAGCUAGUUCAUAUUAUGGGCGAGACACUUUCUCUGGUCGCAGAGUUAUUGGAGAGUCGUCUUUGA
Molecule: messenger RNA, 2196 nt
Organism: Fusarium keratoplasticum
Lineage: Eukaryota; Fungi; Ascomycota; Sordariomycetes; Hypocreales; Nectriaceae
Product: C2H2-type domain-containing protein
Exons: 1
Coding region: 1-2196 (731 amino acids)
Biological process (GO): regulation of transcription by RNA polymerase II; DNA-templated transcription
Cellular component (GO): chromatin
Molecular function (GO): RNA polymerase II cis-regulatory region sequence-specific DNA binding; zinc ion binding; DNA-binding transcription factor activity, RNA polymerase II-specific
Source: RefSeq, a predicted model, not a curated record